Molecule: messenger RNA, 348 nt
Organism: Fusarium mangiferae
Lineage: Eukaryota; Fungi; Ascomycota; Sordariomycetes; Hypocreales; Nectriaceae
Exons: 4
Coding region: 1-348 (115 amino acids)
Biological process (GO): protein insertion into ER membrane
Cellular component (GO): endoplasmic reticulum membrane
Molecular function (GO): protein folding chaperone
Source: RefSeq, a predicted model, not a curated record
AUGUCGCCUACCAAGGACCCCAGAAGAGUUGACCUGAUCGUCCCUUACCAAGAGCCCAAGCGCUCAGGUGACUCGACCGAUCUCUCCUCAACGAUGUCUACUACCCUACCUAUGGCUGCUAUGUUUACGCGCAACAAAAUGGUUGGAUGGGCGUCAGUUGUCUUCUCUAUCCAGAGCUGGCUCGGCGAGAGCGAGGACUCGAAGAAGAACUCCACCACUCCUGGGUACUUCUCCGUUGGCAUGUCCAUUAUGGCUCUUGCUGUUACUUACCUCCCUAUGUUCCUCCCUCCCGUCGGUGGCAAGCAGGCCUCUGGCACCGAGGCCCCUGCUCCUGUCCCACUGGCAUAG